UACCAUGUCGCAUAUAGGCUCGGAGAGCAGCGCAGCUAUAAAUAGAGCUGAGAGCCCAACGAGCCUUACACCAACUGAGCGUUCCAAGCCUAGCUAGUAGCUAGCUUAGCUGAGGUCGACCAGCUGCGAUCACUUGGACAGACUGGUCAGUCGUCCAUCCGACGGCGGCAGCAUGGACGACAGCAUGUACAACGCCAUCCUCCUGGCUCUACUAGCCGUGUCCAUCCUGACGUUCCAGCUGCGUCGGGGGGCCUCCCGUCGCCGCCGGCCGCCGGGGCCGCGCACGCUGCCGGUGAUCGGCAGCGUGCACCACGUGGUGAACACGCUGGUGCACCGCAGCCUGCGCGACCUGGCGGCCGUGCACGGGCCCAUCAUGAUGCUCAAGAUCGGGCCCAUGCCGCUGGUGGUGGUCACCUCGCGGGAGCUGGCGCGCGAGGUGCUCAAGGUGCAGGACCCCAACUUCGCGAACCGGCCGCGGCUCCUGGUGGGCGGCAUCUGCGGCUACGGCUGGGCCGACAUCAUCUUCGCGCCCACCAGCGACUACUGGCGGAAGAUCCGCAAGCUCUGCAUCCAGGAGGUGCUCAGCCCCAAGCGGAUCCUCUCCUUCCAGACCAUCCGCGAGGAGGAGGUGGCGCGGCAGGUGGACGCCAUCCGCGCCGCCGCCGGGGCGGGCGGCGGCGGCGCGCCGGUGAACCUGACAAGGAUGCUGUACGACAUCAGCAGCCGGACCAUCUCGAGGUCGUCGUUCGGGGAGGUGCGCCCGGACAUGCCCGUGUUCCAGGACGCCAUCAAGCGCGUCAUCGGCCUGUCCAGCGGCUUCAACGUGCCGGACCUGUUCCCGAGGCUCCGGGAGGUGCUCGGCGAGCUCACCGGGAUGAAGCGCAAGCUCCGGGAGAUACACCGCACGUUCGACGCCAUACUCGUCGACAUCAUCGCCAAGAGGCGCAGGGAGCGCGCCCAGAUGGUGGCCGCCGGGAAGGAGGUCGUCGACGAGAACGUCGUCGACGUCAUGCUCACGCUGCAGAAGAACGACCACGCAUGGGGCUUCCCACUAACGGACAACACCAUCAAAGCUGUCGUCUUGGUAUCUCUAGUUCUUUAUUACUGCAUCUCCUCCACUUUUAGAUCUUCUUCUGUUGAUUAUCUUUUGAUUCGUGAUUCGAUUCCAUCGACAAAAAAUUUAUACAGCACGAGGUAUCUAAUAAUAUAUAUACAACAUGCACAGGAUAUGUUCGCCGGCGGCACGGGCACGUCCGGCUCGUCGACGGAGUGGGCGAUGUCGGAGAUCGUGCGCAACCCGCGGGUGAUGAAGAAGCUGCAGGAGGAGAUCCGGCGCACGUUCCGGGGGAAGGAGAGCAUCACCGAGACGGACCUCCGAAGCAGCGACCUCAAGUACCUGAAGCUGGUGAUGAAGGAGGCGAUCCGGCUGCACCCGGCGGCGCCGCUGCUGGUGCCCAGGGAGAGCAUCGACACGGCGGAGCUCGGCGGCUACGUGGUGCCGGGCGGGUCGCGGAUCGUGGUCAACGCGUGGGCGAUCUCGCGGGACCCGCGCUACUGGAAGGACCCCGAGGAGUUCAGGCCGGAGCGGUUCGCCGAGGACGGCGCCGUCGACUUCUACGGCCUCCACUUCGAGUACACGCCGUUCGGGGCCGGCCGCCGGAUGUGCCCUGGCUACAACUACGGGCUCGCCGGCAUGGAGCUGGCGCUGCUGCAGCUCAUGUAUCACUUCGACUGGAGGCUUCCGCCCGGCGUGGACGAGCUCGACAUGGAGGAGGCCAUGGGGCUCGGCGUACGGAGGAAGAACCCUCUCAUGCUCUGUGCUACUCCCUACGUCCCUGAGCCGGCGUUGCCCGUGGGCUAGUUGAAAAAUGGAGAUCCACUUUUUGGCACGCACCGUAAUAUACCCCUGGAACAAUAUAUGCAUUGACGUGUUGGCGUUUAUGUACAUAGCCUAUUGGCCAGAGGACUCUUCUCGGCCCCCACACACAGUCGAUAAGGCUUAUCGGCGCGAUAUGGCCUACUUUGCUGUACGAGCCAGCCCUCGCCAGAGCCUUGUCGGUCUUUGGAAGGCCGAUAGGGUCCUAUGUCGGCCCUGCAGAGCCGAUAGGCCUCGAUCGGUUAUCCGGCCGGCCGACAGGGUUAUACAUCUAAUCUAUGC
Molecule: messenger RNA, 2158 nt
Organism: Sorghum bicolor (sorghum)
Lineage: Eukaryota; Viridiplantae; Streptophyta; Magnoliopsida; Poales; Poaceae
Product: premnaspirodiene oxygenase
Exons: 1
Coding region: 173-1861 (562 amino acids)
Molecular function (GO): oxidoreductase activity, acting on paired donors, with incorporation or reduction of molecular oxygen; iron ion binding; monooxygenase activity
Source: RefSeq, a predicted model, not a curated record